GUGGUGUUUGUUGCAAGAACAUAUUUGUGGUGUUAUUAUUAGAUAAAUUGGUUGGCCUGGUUUGAUAUGGGAGACGAAAGCUCCUCCAGUUCUCAAAACAUUAAUGGAAGUACGUCCUCCGAAUCCAAUCAACCACAGGAGAAUCUUGAUACGUGGUAUUCAAGGAUUGCCGACAACUAUAAUUCUUUACAUGAGGUUACGGAAGCUCUGAAACGUGCUGGACUCGAAUCUUCCAACCUAAUUGUAGGAAUUGAUUUCACUGCCAGCAAUGAAUGGACAGGCAUGAACUCGUUUGGUGGUCGAAGCUUACAUCACACUGGAAACGGUCCAAAUCCCUACGAACAAGCAAUAUAUAUUGUUGGGAAAACUUUGUCUGCUUUUGAUGAAGACAACUUGAUCCCCUGUUUUGGAUUUGGAGAUGCCUCAACACACGACGAGGAUGUAUUUAGUUUCUCUCCCGAUCACAAGUUUUCCAAUGGAUUUGUUCAUGUCUUGAGCCAAUAUAGGGACAUUCUUCCACAUCUCAAAUUGGCUGGUUAAUUACCUAUUACCUU
Molecule: messenger RNA, 554 nt
Organism: Erythranthe guttata (spotted monkey flower)
Lineage: Eukaryota; Viridiplantae; Streptophyta; Magnoliopsida; Lamiales; Phrymaceae
Source: RefSeq, a predicted model, not a curated record